CGCCAGCACUUGCUCGAUCGCACAGCAGCACAUUCCCAAGCUGACCUCCGCCAUGGCUCGCGCUCAGCUGGUGGCCGUCGCCCUCGCCGCCGCGGCGCUGCUCGCCGCCGCGGCGUCCUCCGAGGCCGCCGCCGCCGCCUCCUUCACCUGCGCCCAUAUCCUCUCCGACAUGUCCGCCUGCUUCGCCUACGCCCGCGGCGACGGGCCCAUCGGCCAGUGCUGCUACGGCGUCAGGAGCCUCGACGCCGCCGCCAGGCGCUUCGCCUGCGGCUGCCUCAAGUCCGCCGCCGCCAGCGUCACCGGGCUCAACCUCGCCACCGCCGCCAAGAUCCCGGCCAGGUGCGCCGUCAACAUCCCCCCCAUCAGCGCGUCCGUCGACUGCUCCAGGGUGAGCUGAACGACCGCAGGAUCAAUCCUAUCGCCGCACCGGAGCGCCUGCCACCGCCGUCGCUACGUAUUAGCUAAUGAUCAGUUACUCAUGAUGAAUAAAAUCUGUCGAGCCUCUCCAAAAGAUGAAUAAAAUCUCUCUGUCGCGUGUGCACUGUUAUAGAUACACUUGC
This is a messenger RNA of Panicum virgatum (switchgrass), 560 nucleotides long. RefSeq names its product non-specific lipid-transfer protein 1-like. The transcript is spliced from 2 exons. Gene Ontology annotation, cellular component: membrane. Gene Ontology annotation, molecular function: lipid binding. Lineage: Eukaryota; Viridiplantae; Streptophyta; Magnoliopsida; Poales; Poaceae. The record is from RefSeq and is a predicted model, not a curated record. The coding region runs from base 53 to 397 and encodes 114 amino acids. Gene Ontology annotation, biological process: lipid transport.